GUGUAUACACCGACGCCACUGUGAUCGAUUCUGAGCCAUCUCACCAAGAGUCUACAACCAUUGGUUACGACAGUCACGUGGACCCUAACUGAGUAGUCUGCAUCUACCAACAUGGUUCAGACCAGAUGUUAGUGUCUUCAAGCACUAAUGCCACGUUUUGGUUUGGCCACCCCUAACUUUCUUCCAACCAUCCCCAACACCCGUUAGCAUUGCACCAUUUCAUCUCUUUUCGAUCCACUGGGACUGAUAGCUCCAAUAUACCUUCCUGCCAAACAACUCUUACAGAAUCUUUGUAAAACGCGUAUCGGUUGGGACCAGCCUCCGAGUGAUAGUGUUAUGUCCUCGUGGAACGAAUGGGUCACGUUUGUGCGGAGGCUCAGAACGAUCAGUGUUCCUCGAAGCAUUAUAAAUGAAAACAGAAAGAACUUUAAGGCGAUUGAGCUGCAUUUAUUUUGUGACGCCUCUGAAUCUGGUUACGGUGCGGUAGCUUACUCGUGGAACAUCCCUAAGCACCAAGCACCAUACAGCGUUCUACUCUAUAGUAAAUCCAGAGUGGCACCUAUAAAACAGGUGACUGUGCCUAGACUGGAACUAGCAGCGGCAGUAUUGAGUGCUAGAAUAGGGGAAGUUUUAAAUAGGAACCUUCCUCAGGUGUUUGACAAGACUCACUUCUGGACGGAUUCUAUGAUAGUACCGUACUAUAUAAAAAAUACAGAUAGUAGGUAUUCCACCUUCGUGGCUAAUCGCCUGGCCGCUAUUCAUCAUUUAACAUCUGUGGACCAGUGGGGGCACGUAGAGUCCAAUGAAAAUCCUGCUGACUGGACAUCACGAGGCAUACGGAAGGAGCUAGAUUUAAAGAACUGGAUUGAGGGUCCUUCCUUCUUAAGGAAGAGGGAGUCUGUAGGAACACUAACGCUUAUGUGCGAAAACCCCCCAGAAAAUGUUGAAUUUAAAAGAUGUCACACGACCAACGCAGUUGCGCUAAAACAUAGCUUAAGUCCAAUUCUGCUAUAUCACUCAAAUUGGAUAAAGCUGAUUAAAGCGGUAGCAUGGCUCAGAAGAUACGUGACCUAUAUAACCAUCAUGUACUCCCAUCACAAGGACAGGUCCCUAAGUGUGGGCUAUCUGUCAGUUGAUGAAUUGGAUGCAGCUAAACACAAGAUAUUAGCCUUAGUGCAAAAGGAAGUGUAUGGGGAAGCAGUAAAAGUGUCUCGAUGCAAUGGCGUAAGCGCAACUGAUAUAAAAGAGCUAAAAAAUCUUUCACCUACGCUAAUCGAUGGAUUGCUUUGUGUCGGCGGACGAUUAAAUUACUCGGAUUAUCCACUCUCAAUCAGACAUCCGGUAAUUUUACCCAGUCAUCACUCCGUAACAGAACUUAUUAUUAGACACCAUCACCACCUAGAAGGUCACACCGGGACAUCACAAGUGUUAGCUACCAUACGAAGAAAUUAUUGGAUUGUUAAAGGAACCAGUGCAGUUAAACGAGUGAUAGGUAGAUGUGUGAGGUGUAUACGCGCGAAAGCCACAUUAGGCCAACAGAUGAUGGCACCUCUCCCCAAGUGUCGAGUGCAGCAAGGCUGGUUUUGCUUCUCCUCCGUCGGGAUAGACUAUUUUGGGCCGUUGAUAGUUCGUCGGGGAAGAAGUGAGGAAAAAGAUAUGGAUGCCUAUUUACGUGUCUCCAAACACGUGCCGUACAUUUGGAAGUAGCUUUCAAUUUGAGUACUGAUGCUUUUAUAAUGGCCUUAAUACGUUUCAUAGGGAGGAGAGGAACUCCUAAGGAAAUCUAUAGCGACAAUGGAACUAACUUUGUCGGGGCUACUUCCGAAUUACGGGCUAAUAUGAGUGUGUGGGACAAGCAUAAAAUAAACGACUUAACAGUAUCGAAGGGUAUACACUGGCAUUUCAACCCCCCACUAGCUAGCCAUCGAGGAGGAGUUUGGGAGAGAUUAAUACGGUCUGUUAGGAGGAUCUUACUAUCUAUUUCCAACGGGCAAAUAUUACACGAUGAUAGUUUGGCAACUUAUUUUGUGGAGGUAGAACGAAUUUUAAACAACCGCCCAAUCGUUCCUGUGACGUCAGAUGAAAAGGAUGAUUUGGCGCUCACGCCAAACACUUUGUUAUUACUAAGAGACUGUGAUGGUUUAGGAGUGGAGUGUAGUGUUGCGGAUAGGUAUUCAAAGCGAUGGAGACAGGUCAAUUGUUUAGCCAAUACCUUCUGGCGUCGAUGGAUAAAAGAGUACAUUCCUUUACUGCAAGUGAGGCAGAAAUGGUUUUGCAAACACAGAAACUUAAAAGAAGGCGAUGUAGUUCCAGUGGCUAACGAUGCAACUACUCGGGGUUCAUGGCCAAUGGGACGGGUUGAUAAGUGCGAGACAGACAGAGAUGGAUUGGUAAGAACAGUGAUGGUGCGAAUGAGAGAAGGUGUAGUAAGAAGAGAUGUGCGAAAGCUCUGCCUUCUAGAGGGAGCCGAGUAAUUGUAGAUUGUAGCUUAGGUUUAUGGAUGUACAGGCGUACUGUUGUAAGUCCUGUGCCUCCCAUUGAUAUAGAGCAGUUAGUAAGGAGAGCCAUGACAGAAAUGUAUUCUAAGGUGUCUUUGCGUAGCUGGAGGGAUUUUGGGGGCCGGUGUAACAGAAAGAGAACAGUAAAAAUCCCUCUGCAGCUUCUUUGUUGAACAGUAUUUUCAUUUAUUUGUUCCUUCUCCCUUUUGUGUAUUCCAACCUUUGUUUCGAUCUCGUUUAACCAUGUCUUUUGUUCUUCAGUCUCCCCCGUUUAAGCCUUUAUUAUGUGAUUUUGAUUAAAGACUUAUUUUUUGUUACCUAAUUUUCUAUUGCAUGUUGCCGGACCAUUGACAGUAAGGUUGUGUUUGACUAAGCUCAAGGUCACGGCGUGGUUCAUUUUGUGACUGUUAACCUUCUGACUGUCUGCUUGGGAGAAUUGCUGCAAUCCCUGCAGAUAGAUAUUUGAUCCCAUCUUAUUGGGAAUAUUUGUAUUGAUUCUCAGGUAUCAAACCCUUUAGUAUUAACUGUCUCUUUCAUUGUUUAGCGCGCUACUUUGCGUUAGAGAAACUUCUGACUGUAUAGCACAGGCU
This is a messenger RNA of Schistosoma haematobium, 3088 nucleotides long. RefSeq lists its product as uncharacterized. The transcript has a single exon. The coding region runs from base 337 to 1707 and encodes 456 amino acids. The record is from RefSeq and is a predicted model, not a curated record. NCBI's taxonomy places the organism in Eukaryota, Metazoa, Platyhelminthes, Trematoda, Strigeidida, Schistosomatidae.